AGCUUCGGACCAAAGCCUACUGUGCAAUGUGGCGAGGGGGCCAGGGCCUAAGAUGGCCUCAGAGCCACAGAGCGCCACAGAUAACACUAUGCCAGUUUACUAACAAACACACAACGCACCCAUCAUCCUUGGGAUGGGAGGCCUCACUUCCAAGACCGGAAGUACUCCAUUUUCCACACUUUGCCCGAGGAUGGGUUCUGUGCUAACUCUCGGGGCACUCGGCCUCACAGCAUUCAUGACUUCGGACCUGAGAUGGGUGGAGGCUGCUGGCCCUUUGCCUUCGGAGGUUGGGUGGGUUUGGAGCACGUUGGACACCGGGGGAGGCUUCGGCGCUGCCAGCACGUCCUGUGUGGGGUGGGGCCUCGCGUCACUGGGGUGGGACGCUCUGGGCGUAUUCAUUGGGCCCCGCCCCUGGAAUCCUAGCGGCUGGGGGGCGGGUUCAGUGCGGGGUGACGUCAGGACGCCAGCUCCUCCCUACGCCGGGGGUGGGAUCUGAAGACCGCUGCCGUUAAGGGCAUGGGGGCUCAGCCGAGCAGUGGCCAAGGCGCCCCGGAGCCGGCGCAGCCCCAACCCGCAGCGCUGGAGGGCCCGGAGCAACCACGGCCCCCGCCGCAGCCACAGCCGCAGCCCGAGCCCGGCGCAUGGGGGCCGCUGGAUGACGUGCGUUUUCUCAUCGCCUGCACCUCCUGGUACUGACUGGGCCGCUGGAAGAUGAAGCCGCCCCCCUCAUCCCCUGCCAGCAGCUGUCCCUGCACUUGGACUCCCUGGCAUGGUCUGGUCUCCUGUCCCCACGACCCCCUGUCUUCCUCACUCCUCUCCCAGUGUCGGGCAGAAAAUUGCAAGAGGUCGUAGGGGAUUGGAAGCAGGGCCGCCACCUCCGGGCUGCGAACUGCCUCAGACCCUGAGUUUGUUUGCCUUCCAGCUCGUACCCAAUCCCAGCUCGUACCCAAUCCCAGCUCACUUUUUUGCUCAGCCCUGACCCAGUUUGGGGCCUGGGGCAGCAACCUCCCCAGCCUGAACCAGAACCAGGUCAGGCCUCCUGGCAGUCCCAGCACGGCCCCACGUACCACAGUGCCCCUAAAGGGAGGUUGCGCCCUCCGCUGGUCUGGCAGGUGCGAUGUGGGGAGCACCACCCUGUUCCCCCAGAACCGCAUCUUUGUUCCCACAUCCCAGGGAAAUGACACAACUCUGUAUUUCUGUUUUAUUUAGAAAUGAUUUAAAAAACAUUAUACAAAGGCUGAUCAGUUUAAAAUGUGA
Molecule: messenger RNA, 1257 nt
Organism: Oryctolagus cuniculus (rabbit)
Lineage: Eukaryota; Metazoa; Chordata; Mammalia; Lagomorpha; Leporidae
Source: RefSeq, a predicted model, not a curated record